AUUCCGAACUUUAAAUAAGAGGUUUGAAACAAUUCCGGUGAAUAAUGUUGCUAAUAUCAUCAAAAUACCGAAUAAUAAAAAAUUACGGUGAAUAAUGUCGCUAUAAUCAUGGAGUUCUCUAAGUAAUAUAUUUUAUGAAAACAUAUUCGGUGUAAACAAGACAUUAGAACUCCCCCACACAUUACAUUUAGUUGUGCUAGAAUUGUACACGCCACUGUUUCGUGAUUUUGUUUAAUUUGUUUCUCUUCCAUUGUGCGAUGCCCUCCCUCGUAGUCUCUUCAAACACUCCGUUGGCCAUCACAGCGAUAACAGCUACAUACACACAUACAGACAUACACCAUGUGUUUAAUUAGGAGAAUUGUGAGAAAUUUUAGUUAGCUCGCGGAUGUGUUAACAACAGAACAAAUUUUUAAUUAGUAUUGUCGACAAUUUCGUGCGGUAAGCCCACACACUUCUAGACCCUGCCAAGACACCCCUCCCAUUUGAUUCCCGGCUAACACCAUGUCUGACAUUGACAGCCCUCGGCCAUUUCGUCGUGAACGAAAUCUAAGCAAUCGUAACUUUAAUAAACGCGGUUCAAAUCGCCGACGUCAGAGUACCGAAAGUCACAGUUCCAUUGAACCGCGCUUGCUACAUGAAAUCAGUAUAGAAGACAAUACCUCCGAAAACUCCUCACAACCUGCAACACCCUCAACCGCCACCACCACCUCCACCAGUUCCAGUUCUCUCAACAUGGUAUACUCUGUCAAUUCAGAUGCAACAGAAAGCUCUGCCAACCACAAACCCAGCAAACCAAUGAGAAAACUUCGUUCGUAUGAGUUCACCACAAGUCUAGAGGCAACAAAUACAUCCCCUUUGGAGGGUGAUUCCCCCGAAAUGCCAACGCCUGAAAAUCAGCAUCACUCUUCGGCUGCGACAACGCCAGUAACACCCGAUCCGGCCUGGUUGGGCGUUCAACAGAAACGUAUUCUCUUCGAAAAAUUCCAUGCCAGCGAUAACUUGAAAACAUCCAAAUUUAAUUCCAAAUCGACACAAUCAUUGCUCAGCAGCGAACGGGCCCAGCCGGUGUGGCAUAAGGUGUCAGCGCCCACAUUAAAUUCUUCCUCCACAUCCUCAAAUUCCGGUUCAUAUUACGUGGCACCGCCGGGUCGGGUUCUGGUCAUGAACUUGGAUAGUCAAAACAUCAAACAUCAUUCCUCGUUUCAUCAUAGUAUCGAUGAGGAACACACCGAAGAUGAAGUCGAUGCCAUCGAGGAUGAGGUAGCGGAAGAAUGUCCGGCCGGUGAUGGGUCGGAAAAUCGCAAAUCUCUGCAAGAGAAUUCACCACCAAUAGCAGAAGCCACAAAUAAAACAUUUUUGGCACCAUUCUUAACGCAUUCGAACAGUCAUGAGCCAAGCGGAAGUAAGGUGGAGGAGGAGGAGGCCUCCGUGCAGAAGAAUAACACAAAUAAGAGUGAUGAAGUGCUGGUUAAAGAAAAAACCAAAGAUUUUCCCAGAAACUAUCGAUCGCGACCUCUAACAGAAAUUGGCGGCUCACAGACGGUACGUUUGCGCGGCGAGAAAUACACAUCCUUAAGGCAGGUGAUAUGUGAUCCCGAAGAUGAGGAACAAAUUGAAAUGCGUGAUAAGGGUUAUGGUUGCAUACAACCGAUACUCGAUGAGCUGAUCAAAACCGAAGAAACCUAUGUUGAGAACCUGUGGAUGGGCAUCAAUAACUAUGGCAAUAUGUUUGAACGUAAAGAUUUGCCCAUGGGUUUGCGUGGUAAAAAAUAUGUGCUAUUCGGUAAUGUUGAACAGCUGGCCGAAUUUCAUCGCGAUGAAUUCCUGCCAAUGUUGCAUCGCAAUAAACAUGAUUUGAAGAGAUUAUUUGAUGAGUUCCAACAGUAUAUAGAGCAACACUGUUUUUACGGUUAUGUUUUAUAUACCAUGAACAAACAACGUUCCUUGAAACUAUGUGAUACUUAUAAGAAUUAUUUUAAGCUGAUCCAAACAGAAUUGGAUGAUAAGUUGGGCAUUAACAGUUUUCUAGUACAACCCAUUCAGAGGAUGGCUCGAUAUCCUCUGCUGCUGACACAAUUUAUAACGACCCUGUUUAAAAAUCGUGACUAUAUUAUGAAGCCAGUUAUUGAAUCCUGUUGCCGUUUGGAGAAAAGAUUAAGAACUCUGCUAACUACCACAAAUGAAUCGGAGGUCAUUAACGAUAUUGUCUGUUUAAGUGAGACGCAUGAGUUCAACACCUUCUAUCAGGGUAAAUUCCGUAAAGUUAGUGAAUUCAAUAUUGCCGAUCACACACUGAAACGCACCUAUCGUGGCAAGGUGUUCAUUUUCGACAAAUGUAUUAUCUAUACCGAAAUCAAGGGUAAACAAUUGAUAUUCCAUGGCCGUUAUCCGUGUGAACACAUAGGCAUUACGGCAAAGACCAAACAAUUUACCCUCUACUAUGAACAUCGUAAGAAACAGGAAUGUGAUUUUAUGGCUGAUGCUGCCCUCGUUGAACAGUGGUUGGAUUUGAUACGUGAAAUGGUUAGCUCCUAUGCGGAGGAGGAACGUAAGAAAUUCAAGGAGAUGCGUGCUCUGGAACACGGUGAAGAUCAUAUGCAUCCCAAACCGGCAAAUUUAUCGCUGUUUCGUGAUUCGAAUCGUUUUAGUACGGACAGUGGUAUUGGUAAUAUGUGGAUAUUACCAAAACCGGAAACUGAUGAGAGUUCGUCAAGUCGUGCCACAUGGUAUGCAACGACGUAAGGGGGAAGUUUUUUUGUUCCCCAAAAUAUUUGAGAAGAUUUCUGCCGCAAAUAGCUUUGGUGGGAAGGAAAUUAAUUGUAUUUAAUGUUCUGUUAUUCCUGCAGAAACAAAACGCCGCUCAAUCAAAGACAUUGCUGAGUACUAAAUGACGGAUUAGUAUUUUGUUUUUUUUUUUUUAUUAUGUGAAUAAUUUUAAUAGCCAUUGAUUGUUAUUGUUAUUUUAUAUUCAUUUUUUUUGAGUAUUCUAGUUUUUAAGCUCUAGUUAGCCAUGUUUGUCUAUGUAGUAAUUUUUUUUGUUAUUUAACUUAUGUACGAACGUCACAAAUGAAGUUGGGAAUCAACCAAAUGCCAAAUAUUCCAUUUUUUUAAAGAAUAAUUAAAACAACGAUGUAAUAUUUAAUGAAAUAUAAUAAAGAAAAUACAUCUGUGAUGGAUGUAGAAUCAGAUAAUUACAGAAACAAAAA
Messenger RNA from Musca domestica (house fly), 3206 nucleotides. RefSeq names its product kalirin. Gene Ontology annotation, biological process: axon guidance. The transcript has 8 exons. The record is from RefSeq and is a predicted model, not a curated record. Gene Ontology annotation, cellular component: cytoplasm. Gene Ontology annotation, molecular function: guanyl-nucleotide exchange factor activity. NCBI's taxonomy places the organism in Eukaryota, Metazoa, Arthropoda, Insecta, Diptera, Muscidae. Bases 502 to 2742 code for a protein of 746 amino acids.